AAAGGGCUUUGGAUUCACAGGAAACAAGUGUUACACUAGUGGAACAGACAUGCACAAAGCCUACCAGCCACUUAAACCUUCUACUAAUAAGUACCUCCAGAAAAAAUGGGACCAGACAUACUAUGAAGAGCACCGCAGUAAGGUAACUUUGCUGUCAAAAAAUGCAAAAUCAGUUGUUGACACCAAAGGUAUUGAGACACCCUUGCAUGUUCAGCUGAAACUGAAAAAGUUACAGUUACAGGAGGAAAAACUUGCCAUUAUUGAGAGGGACAACCGUCUCCUCUCCUCCAGAUUGGCUGAUAUUAUGCGGUCAAGGGGACUGGUGGACCACAGGAAUUAUUACUCUGAACACAGUCUGAACGCAGAAAGGAGACAAAAAGAAUUUUUGCAAGUGAGUUGUGAAAACCAGGCUAUCCUACAGAGAAUAAGAGCAUGUGAAUCUGAUUACUGCCAACAACGGUGGCAGGAAGACUGGAAGAAUGUAGAGCACCAAAGGGAUGACAUUGCAAGGUACCCACGCAAAUUGGCAAAGAAAAAAAAUACAUAA
Messenger RNA from Alosa alosa (allis shad), 547 nucleotides. RefSeq lists its product as uncharacterized. The record is from RefSeq and is a predicted model, not a curated record. The coding region runs from base 50 to 547 and encodes 165 amino acids. The transcript has 4 exons. Lineage: Eukaryota; Metazoa; Chordata; Actinopteri; Clupeiformes; Clupeidae.